AGUGGCAUUUCCACCAAAUCCGACAAAGAAAACACCAGAGAAAACCCCACCACCCAUCAAGAUGUUCCAGCUGAGAUCCGUUUGCCUGCUGCUUGCCUUUGCCCUCAUUGCCCUGUUCCUGGGCGGCUCGGAGGCCCUGCCACGGCCCCAGGAGGAGCGCGAGCAGGGCGGAGACCUGGAGGCCGGAGCCGCUGCUGUCGAAGCGGAGGAGAAGGACCUGGAGGGAGCCUCCUCGUUCGGCUACGGCUACUACUCGUCGCCCUAUCUGGGGGGAUACUACGGCGGUGGCUACUGGCCCCACUACAGCGGUGGCUACUACGGACUAGGCUAUCCCUACUACGGCGGCUACUAUGGACUGCAUCAUCAUCAUGGCCACUACGGACACUACUACUAACCGAGUGGAGGAGUUCUGUUCAAGCCUCAAUAGAGAUAUAGCAGCACUGCAUAGACACCAUCCACCAGGCACUAGCUUCAAUAGCCAGAGAGACAGAGAGAGAAAAAGAGAUAUAGAGAUACAUGUAUAGAAAGAGAUAGCACUAGCCUCAAUAGCCACUCAGAUGCGUUCUUGACCGCAAAGCCAACCCGAUUAAUUGCAAGGAUAAUUGCUUCAAUUAAGCAACAAAAUCACAAA
Molecule: messenger RNA, 631 nt
Organism: Drosophila miranda
Lineage: Eukaryota; Metazoa; Arthropoda; Insecta; Diptera; Drosophilidae
Product: glycine and tyrosine-rich protein
Exons: 2
Coding region: 62-394 (110 amino acids)
Source: RefSeq, a predicted model, not a curated record